AUGCGCGGUUUCUUACAUGGCAGUAAGGUGAUUUUCCAGGAGCGAGGCAUUCGCGGCUUUUUCCAGGGAUUUGUGCCUACAACGGCCAGGCAGGCAGCCAAUUCGGCGACAAGAUUUUCGAGUUACACCAUGUUGAAACAGCUGGCGGAGGGCUACGUUGCGCCGGGUGAAAAGCUAGGAACUGCAAGUACCUUUGCCAUUGGUGGCAUUGCGGGUCUUAUAACGGUUUAUGUCACUCAACCUCUUGAUACCGUUAAAACCAGGAUGCAAUCGCUUGAGGCGAGCAAGAACUACAAAAACAGCUUCGUCUGUGCGGCAAGAAUCUUCAAAGAUGAGGGGGUUUUUACGCUGUGGUCAGGAGCCAUGCCCCGACUAGCAAGGCUAAUAAUGAGUGGAGGAAUAGUGUUCACGAUGUAUGAAAAGACGAUGGAGGCGCUGGACACCGUCGACCCGGAGAGAAAGUAUAUCUAA
Molecule: messenger RNA, 471 nt
Organism: Aspergillus melleus
Lineage: Eukaryota; Fungi; Ascomycota; Eurotiomycetes; Eurotiales; Aspergillaceae
Product: putative mitochondrial tricarboxylate transporter (Ctp)
Exons: 4
Coding region: 1-471 (156 amino acids)
Biological process (GO): mitochondrial citrate transmembrane transport
Source: RefSeq, a predicted model, not a curated record